AUGGUUCAAAGACUCACUUACCGACGAGCAAAUCCUUACAACACUAGAUCUAACAAGGUCAAGAUUGUUAAGACCCCCGGUGGCAACCUCAGAUACCUUCACCUCAAGAAGAACCCCACCAGACCCAAGUGCGGUGAGUGCGCCAUUGCUCUCCCCGGUCUUGCUGCCCUGAGACCCCGCGAGUACUCCCGUGUCAACAACACCAAGAAGACUGUCAACCGUGCUUACGGUGGCUCUCUCUGCGCCAACUGCGUCAAGGAGAAGAUUGUCCGUGCUUUCCUUGUCGAGGAGCAGAAGGUUGUCAAGCAGGUCCUCAAGGAGAAUGCUGAGAAGGCCAAGUCUGAGAAGAAGACCAAGAAGGCUAGAAAAUAA
Molecule: messenger RNA, 372 nt
Organism: Magnusiomyces paraingens
Lineage: Eukaryota; Fungi; Ascomycota; Dipodascomycetes; Dipodascales; Dipodascaceae
Product: 60S ribosomal protein eL34
Exons: 2
Coding region: 1-372 (123 amino acids)
Biological process (GO): translation
Cellular component (GO): ribosome
Molecular function (GO): structural constituent of ribosome
Source: RefSeq, a predicted model, not a curated record